UUCCCCUUCGUGAAUUCUCUUCUUUCACGUACCUUCUCUAUUACCUCCUCACAUCUCAAAACCCAUCUCAUACUUUCAAAAUGCCUCGCCAAUUUUUCGUCGGUGGGAACUUCAAGAUGAACGGUAAUGUCGACAGCAUUACCAGCAUCCUCAACAACCUCAACGCUGCCGACCUCGAUCCCUCCACCGAGGUUGUCAUCUCUCCUCCUUCCAUGUUCCUCCUCCUCUCCCGCCAGAUCGCCAACGAGAAGAUUGGGGUUUCUGCUCAGAACGUCUUCGACAAGCCCAACGGUGCCUUCACCGGUGAGAUCAGUGUUCAGCAGCUUCAGGAGGCCAACAUCGACUGGACCAUUCUCGGACACAGUGAGCGUCGUGUGAUCCUCAAGGAGGCCGACGAGUUUAUUGCUCGUAAGGCCAAGGCUGCUAUUGACGGUGGUCUCAACGUCAUUUUCUGCAUCGGUGAGACACUCGAGGAGCGUGAGGCCAACAAGACUAUCGAUGUGGUGACCCGUCAACUGAAUGCUGCUGCCAAGGAGCUCUCCAAGGAGCAGUGGACUAAGGUUGUGAUUGCUUACGAGCCAGUCUGGGCUAUCGGAACUGGCAAGGUCGCUACCACUGAGCAGGCCCAGGAGGUUCACGCCGCUAUCCGCAAGUGGCUGGUCGCCUCUAUCUCUGCCGAAGCCGCCGACAACACCCGAAUCAUUUACGGUGGGUCGGUGAGCGAGAAGAACUGCCGCGAACUGGCCAAGCAGGAAGACGUUGACGGUUUCCUUGUUGGCGGCGCCAGUCUGAAGCCUGCCUUCGUUGAUAUUAUCAACGCCCGUCUGUAAAGAUGCUAGGUCCCGAUCGCCUGACGGCAACAGCCUGAUGCAACUCUCUUUGCGGCGAAACUCAGACAUCAAAUAUAGCUAGAGUGUCUUUAAUGGCACCAGCGGACGUCCGACCAUGAAAACGUCCAUGAUUUAGGUGGCUUCAUCUAAUAUAUC
This is a messenger RNA of Aspergillus ochraceoroseus IBT 24754, 986 nucleotides long. Its product is annotated as triose-phosphate isomerase TPI1. Gene Ontology annotation, molecular function: triose-phosphate isomerase activity. The transcript is spliced from 6 exons. Gene Ontology annotation, cellular component: cytosol. The coding region runs from base 81 to 830 and encodes 249 amino acids. The record is from RefSeq and is a predicted model, not a curated record. NCBI's taxonomy places the organism in Eukaryota, Fungi, Ascomycota, Eurotiomycetes, Eurotiales, Aspergillaceae. Gene Ontology annotation, biological process: glycerol catabolic process; gluconeogenesis; glyceraldehyde-3-phosphate biosynthetic process.